AUGAAAUUGUGUACAAUUCGAGAUAAGGUAUUAAGUAGGGAAGCCAAGGAGGCUAUUCUUGAUGAUGAAGGUGUUUUGAGGCGCAUUUGCAUUCCUAGGGUUAGUGGUUUGACUAAGUUGAUUUUGGAGGAGGCUGACAGUUCCAGAUACUCUACUCAUCCUUUGCUACAAAGAUGUCAAGUAUUUGCACCAGAGACCGGGUGGUAUGACUUAAAAAAUGCCCCCGAGUGGAAGUGGGAGAGGAUAGCUAUGGAUUUCAUGGUUGGUUUACCGAAGAAUUUGGACACGUUUGAUGCCAUUUGGGUUAUUGUUGAUAGGUUGACUAAGUUCGCACACUUCAUUCCAGUUCAGACUACCUACAAUGCGGAGAAGUUGACUAGGAUCUACAUCAGAAAGAUAGUCAGAUUGCAUGGCGUACCUAUUUCUAUCAUUUCAGACCGAGGCACUCAGUUGACUUCCUAUUUUUGGAGGACUUUGCAGAAGGAAUUGGGGACUCAGUUGGACCAUAGUACCGCUAUUUACCAGCAAAUCGAUGAUUUGUUGAGAGAGUACUUAGACAAGGUGAAGAUAAUUCAUGAAAAGCUUCUUGCAGCUCAGAGUAGGAAAAAGGAGUACGCAGAAUGGAAGGUACGAGAUUUGGAGCUCAUGGUUGGUGACCAGGUUCUAUUGAAGAUUCUUCGACAUAUUGGUGAGGUGGCUUGUGAGUUGGCUCUGCCACCAGGCUUGGUGGGUGUUCACCUGAUGUUCCAAGUUUCUAUGUUGAAGAAGUAUCAUUCAGAUAGGGUCGAUCAGAACCUGUCCUUCGAAGAAAAGCUGGUAGCGAUAUUGGAUAUGCAGGUGCGAAAGUUGAGAUCAAAAGAGAUAGCUUCAGUGAAGAUGCAAUGGAAGCACCAUCCAGUUGAGGAGGCAACAUGGGAGAUCGAGGAUGAUAUGUGUAGUAGAUAUCCCCAUCUUUUUACUGACUCAGUUAACUCCUUUCUCUGUUUCUCUUUUUCCGUUUGA
This is a messenger RNA of Lycium ferocissimum, 1002 nucleotides long. RefSeq lists its product as uncharacterized. NCBI's taxonomy places the organism in Eukaryota, Viridiplantae, Streptophyta, Magnoliopsida, Solanales, Solanaceae. Gene Ontology annotation, molecular function: nucleic acid binding. The coding region runs from base 1 to 1002 and encodes 333 amino acids. The transcript is spliced from 4 exons. The record is from RefSeq and is a predicted model, not a curated record. Gene Ontology annotation, biological process: DNA integration.